CUGACUAGGGUCUCACGUGGGUUCAGCCUGCUGGGAAGGAGCUUGCCGGUGCGCCAUGGCAGGUUGCAGGCUCUGGGUUUCGCUGCUGCUGGCGGCGGCGUUGGCUUGCUCGGCCACAGCGGUGUGGCCCUGGCCCCAGUACAUCCAAACCUACAACCGGCGCUACACCCUGUACCCCAACAACUUCCAGUUCCGCUACCAUGCCAGUUCGGCCGCUCAGGCCGGCUGCGUCGUCCUCGAUGAGGCCUUUCGACGCUACCGUAACCUGCUCUUCGGUUCCGGCUCUUGGCCCCGACCCAGCUUCUCAAAGAAACAGCAACCAUUGGGGAAGGACAUUCUGGUUGUCUCCGUCGUCACAGCUGAAUGUAACGAGUUUCCUAAUUUGGAGUCAGUAGAAAAUUACACCCUGACCAUAGAUGAUGACCAUUGUUUACUCGAGUCUGAAACUGUCUGGGGUGCUCUCCGAGGUCUGGAGACUUUCAGCCAGCUCGUUUGGAAAUCAGCUGAAGGAACGUUCUUUAUCAACAAGACAAAGAUUGAAGACUUCCCUCGCUUCCCUCACCGGGGCAUACUGCUGGAUACAUCUCGUCAUUACCUGCCACUGUCUAGCAUCCUGGACACACUGGAUGUCAUGGCGUACAAUAAGUUCAACGUGUUCCACUGGCACCUGGUGGACGACUCCUCCUUCCCAUAUGAGAGCUUCACGUUCCCGGAGCUCACCAGAAAGGGGUCCUACAACCCUGUCACCCACAUUUACACAGCACAGGAUGUGAAGGAGGUUAUUGAAUAUGCACGGCUUCGAGGUAUCCGUGUGCUGGCAGAAUUUGACACUCCAGGCCACACUUUGUCCUGGGGGCCAGGUGUCCCUGGGUUAUUAACACCUUGCUACUCUGGGUCCCAUCCCUCCGGCGCCUUUGGACCCGUGAAUCCCAGUCUCAACAGUACCUAUGACUUCAUGAGCACGUUCUUCUUGGAGAUCAGCUCUGUCUUCCCAGACUUUUAUCUUCACUUGGGAGGAGAUGAAGUUGACUUCACCUGCUGGAGGUCUAACCCCGACAUCCAAGCCUUCAUGAAGAAAAAGGGCUUUAGUGACUUCAAGCAGCUGGAGUCCUUCUACAUCCAGACGCUGCUGGACAUCGUCUCUGAUUAUGACAAGGGCUAUGUGGUGUGGCAGGAAGUGUUUGAUAAUAAAGUAAAGGUUCGGCCAGACACCAUCAUACAAGUAUGGAGGGAAGAGAUUCCAGUAGACUACAUGAAGGAGAUGGAGCAGAUCACCCAGGCUGGCUUCCGGGCCCUGCUCUCUGCUCCCUGGUACCUGAACCGUAUAACAUACGGCCCUGACUGGAAGGACAUGUACAAAGUGGAGCCCCUGGCGUUUCACGGUACCUCUGAACAGAAGAAUCUGGUCAUCGGAGGGGAGGCCUGUAUGUGGGGAGAGUACGUGGACAGCACAAACCUGGUCCCCAGGCUCUGGCCCAGAGCAGGUGCCGUUGCUGAGAGACUGUGGAGCAGCAAUGUGACAACUAAUAUGGACUUUGCCUUUAAACGUUUGUCGCAUUUCCGCUGUGAGCUGCUGAGGUAAGCAGGCCGUGGGCACAUCUAAGGCUUGGGAACCCAAACUGAGAAGAAAAAAAAAAAAAAAAAGAUAUGAGCUGAUAAUUUGGGAAGGUUCCUGUGCCAGGUACUGUUCCUGACAGGCUCUGUCCUGUUUACUUUGUAUCAUAACCCAAAAGGUAGGAAAAUUUUGUCCCCAUUUUAGGAGUGUACAGCCCUUGAGCGCUUUGCCCAAAUCAGUAGGAAGCAGGAUUUGAACCUGUCAGCCCUGAUUGACUCUCCAUGGGUCAAUCAUGACUCAUGGCCCUUGACUGGGGGCUUGUGUAGGCAGUCUUUCCUCAGUUCAGUUACUGACUGGAUUUGAUAACCUAAAAACACAUCCUAGAGUAGAACGGACUUCUGGGCUGAGUGUCACGCAUCCACCAUGGCCUCUAAGAUACUGGGACUGCAAGCUGGGAUUUUGUUAUCUCCAAGC
Molecule: messenger RNA, 2029 nt
Organism: Acomys russatus (golden spiny mouse)
Lineage: Eukaryota; Metazoa; Chordata; Mammalia; Rodentia; Muridae
Gene: Hexa
Product: hexosaminidase subunit alpha
Exons: 13
Coding region: 56-1582 (508 amino acids)
Biological process (GO): carbohydrate metabolic process; glycosaminoglycan metabolic process; ganglioside catabolic process
Cellular component (GO): membrane
Molecular function (GO): beta-N-acetylhexosaminidase activity
Source: RefSeq, a predicted model, not a curated record